Messenger RNA from Liolophura sinensis, 1620 nucleotides. RefSeq names its product band 7 protein AGAP004871-like. Bases 247 to 1086 code for a protein of 279 amino acids. Lineage: Eukaryota; Metazoa; Mollusca; Polyplacophora; Chitonida; Chitonidae. The transcript has 8 exons. Gene Ontology annotation, cellular component: plasma membrane. The record is from RefSeq and is a predicted model, not a curated record.
UAGAGUCAGUUCUUUUAUCAGCCGCUGUUUUGUAACAUUUGAACAACUCAGAACGAAAACGGUAAAGGCUUUGAAGGUUUCGUGUUUAUAGAAUCGCCUCUUGUGUGAAAAACAAUGCCACCAAGUAGAUUUUAUUCUUGAUUUUUAGAGUCGACAUCUUCCGUACUUGACUAGAUUGGUUGUUCGUCUGCUGUCGGAAUCAGGUCUCGAUCUAUCCGUGGAGUUGAACUGAGGAUUAUCAAAGCCAUGCCAAAAGGAGGUUACAAUGCUGCGGAUGAAGUUGAAGAAGAGUGUAACUUUUGCACCCACAUACUGGGUUGGAUGGCGCUCAUUUUUAUGAUCCCUGUUUUCCCAUUGAUCCUUAUGGUUAGCAUAAAGAAUGUACAGGAGUAUGAGAGAGCUGUGAUCUUCCGGCUGGGUAGACUGGUGAGUGGAGGGGCCAAAGGGCCAGGUAUGUUUUUUAUUUAUCCAUGUGUUGACAGUUUCACAAAGGUUGACCUGAGAACAGUGACAUUUGAUGUCCCACCACAAGAGAUUUUGACCAAAGACUCUGUAACAGUGGCAGUGGAUGCCGUGGUGUACUAUCGGAUACAGAACGCUGUAGCUUCCAUCACAAAUGUCGCAGAUGCGCACAGAUCUACACGUCUUCUGGCCCAGACCACACUCAGGAAUUUCCUUGGAACAAAAACCCUGGCUGAGGUUUUGUCUGACAGAGAAGAAAUCAGCAGUUUCAUGCAGACUGCCUUGGAUGAGGCCACUGAUCCAUGGGGGGUGAAGGUGGAGAGAGUGGAAGUUAAGGACGUUCGCCUGCCUGUCCAGUUACAGAGAGCUAUGGCUGCUGAGGCCGAGGCAACAAGAGAAGCCAAGGCAAAGAUAAUUGCGGCUAAAGGUGAAGAGGAUGCUUCUAAAGCCCUGAGGGAGGCGGCAGAAGUCAUGUCCGUCUCAUCCGGGGCUUUACAGCUGAGAUAUCUCCAGACACUCAACACCAUUGCCGCUGAGAAGAACUCUACCGUCAUUUUCCCACUGCCCAUGGAGUUUGUCAGCAGUUUUAACAGUCAUGGAAAACAUGGACCAAAGUCUCAUUAGUUGUAUGACUUCUUUACAAACAAAUGUAUUAUACAUGAGCGUUGAUCAUCUUCUCACUGCCAUUGGAGUUUGUCAGCAGUUUUAACAUGAACCAACCAUUAGGCCAGUUUUAAUAGGCACAUGCGGCAUGUAAUCACGGUUUUCUAACUGCACAUGUGCCUGCACGUCAGUAGUUUUAUCAGGCCUAGAAACCACAGACCAAAGCCUCAAUAGUACCUCUUCUGAUAAGCAAAUGUAUCAUACAGUGUGUCGAAAAUAUGUUUUUGAAAAUUGAAAUUUUUGCAAAUUGGCUUCAUCAUUUUCACUGAUGGUAACCAGUUGGUUUAAAUCAUAUUCCACUGUUUUAAUCUGAAAACUUUGUUGACUUCAUUUUUAGCUUUUCAUUGUUGAAACAUUGAGUUACAUCCACAUUUAUUCCCUUCAGUGUUCUCUUUAAGUUAACCCUAGAAGUUUAACAUUUUUUUAAAAUACUAUUAAUAUUGUUGUAGAUUCGUGUAUAUGUUGUUGAGGAGUAAAAUUUGUUGACAAAAUGGA